GCCACCACGAAUGGUUGGAGGUUGAAAGUUUUCAAUCUACAGAAUUAAAAUUUUGUGGCGGGUUGUUGGCUGCCAUCUUGGACCUCGCUCGUUUGAGAAGCCGGCCGCCCGCAAAAAUCUUCGAGUUUCACGCGUUCGCGCGGCCUCACGUUUCCCGUAAGCGGAUUGCGUGAUUUCACGACGAAUUCCUAGAUCUGUUGCGGUCAAUUCAAUCAAGAUUCGGGUCCGGAAUGUAUUAGGUGUACUUUUUUCCUCGCGCAUUCGUAACUGGGUGAGUGGAGGACAUAAAGUAACUAGCUCUUAUAACUUUUUGAUAGACAACGGUGAAAGCAUAGCAAUCAACAAAACGAAUAGUAAUAGUGAUUUAUCGGAGAGAAUGGCAUUACCUAGUAGAGCGCGAGUUUAUACCGACGUGAAUUCACAUAAAUCUAGAGAUUACUGGGACUAUGAAUCCUAUGUUGUUGAUUGGGGGCAACAAGAUGAUUACCAGUUAGUGAGAAAAUUGGGCAGAGGAAAGUACAGUGAAGUGUUUGAAGCCAUUAAUGUCACAAGUAAUGAAAAAUGUGUUGUAAAAAUUUUAAAGCCUGUAAAAAAGAAGAAGAUAAAAAGGGAGAUUAAAAUCUUAGAAAACCUUAAAGGUGGGACCAACAUAAUUACACUUCAAGCAGUUGUCAAAGAUCCGGUAUCGAGGACACCAGCACUGAUCUUUGAGCACGUCAACAACACAGAUUUCAAGCAAUUAUACCAGACGCUAACAGACUACGACAUAAGAUACUACCUCUACGAGUUAUUAAAAGCAUUGGAUUAUUGUCAUAGUAUGGGAAUAAUGCAUAGGGACGUCAAACCGCACAACGUUAUGAUAGAUCACGAAAAUCGAAAGUUGCGGUUAAUCGAUUGGGGUCUAGCAGAGUUUUAUCAUCCUGGUCAAGAAUACAAUGUACGAGUAGCUUCGCGUUAUUUUAAAGGUCCAGAACUCCUCGUAGAUUAUCAGAUGUACGAUUAUUCAUUAGAUAUGUGGUCUCUUGGGUGCAUGCUUGCAAGUAUGAUAUUCAGGAAAGAACCGUUCUUUCACGGACACGAUAAUUAUGACCAACUAGUUAGAAUUGCAAAAGUUCUUGGAACCGAAGAACUGUUCGAGUACCUUGACAAGUAUCACAUCGAAUUGGAUCCACGUUUCAAUGACAUUCUAGGCCGACAUUCGCGCAAACGCUGGGAGCGUUUUAUGCAUUCGGAGAACCAACAUUUGGUGUCAGCCGAAAGCCUUGAUUUCCUUGACAAACUUUUGCGCUAUGACCAUUUCGAGAGACUCACUGCACGCGAAGCCAUGGAGCAUCCUUAUUUUUAUCCAAUAGUAAAAGAGCAAGGUCGGUUAAACAUGGUAUCAUCGUCACCUACUCCCAUGACAGGUUCGUUACCUGUAGGUAUCGACACCUCGCGCGAGGGGCUUAAUCCCAUCCCUAGGCGUGACUACGAGCAGCGUACCGGUUCACGGAACAAACGGACUGAGAAAACUGAUGAUGGACGUCGGAAAUGGGACACGGAUUGCCACGAACGCCAUCACGUCGCGUCGUUCGCAUUCUUCGUGUACGAUUCAGGAUUUUCGACCCAUUAUUUGCGAACGGCUGACCCUUCGAUUCCGCCUCGGCUCGAAAACCCAAGAGGAAACGUACACAGCGCGAUGGUGGACCACAGUUUACGCGAAUGGCAAUUAUAUUUCGACGUGAUGCAUAAACUUCUACAUUUUAGACAUUCCUUAUUCUUCGGCCUGGGAAUCACUUAAGAAUAAACGAAAAAAAAAAAAAAAGAAAUACAUAAAAAAUAUGAAACAGAUUUUGCAUCUGAUAUAAUCGAAAUGUAAUCUACAAUACGGUUUAAAGACUUAGUGGCAAAAAGAUGAAGAAGGAGGAGGAAGAAGAUGAUGAUUAAGAAGAAGAGGAAGUCGGAAGUAAUCGAUGUGUUCCGGAGUGGGCGUUGUCGAGCGUACGACGAACGUUUUAGGAAAAGAAAAAUGAAACAGAAACUUACGAUGAUACAGGAUGUACACGAGAAACUUAUGGAAUCAAAGUACGUGCUCCGUCCAUAUUGGCCGGUGUGCAUGUGCCAUUAAAAGAUACCUUGUACCGUUGCUUUUCUUUUUCUCCGUUUUGUAAUCGAUGAUUUGUAUACGGUAAUACUAUCCUUUUACUGACGCUGCUGCUAAAUGUCACGAACGCCGGAAGACCCGUAAAUCCACACAGAUGCGAUUAUUAGAUCAUUGUUUUGUCAUUCGAAAGAUGGAUCGUUGUCACGCGAAACUUCAUAAGUGAAAAGGACGACACAAAGCGAGAAACUAACACGUACAUUUGCAUCCGUGCACACAACUCGCACGAUCGUGCUUCAACACAACACGCAUACAUAUACACAUACAUACAUACACACUCACACUUAACAUGUACCUUAGGCCGCUCGGUUUAGUACUUCUAACGAUGAUACAAAUGUUCGUUUAUAUCUGAUACAAUAAUAGUUGAAUAAAAUGUUUGUUAUAGCCAAGUACGCUUUGUGCUCUGUGAAUACCUAUGUAUCCAGUAAAUAGAUGCCGUCGACACGUUCGACGAGGCAUCCGUUAAUCGACGAAAACUUAACGAUAUCGUUACGAAGCCGCGACUAAAAUUUUCUAGCUAGUUUAUCAUGCUUCGUUUCUUUUCUUUUUCUCUGUUCGCCACGUUUAAGAAUCGUGCUUUUCAUUGCUUCGAUCGAUAUCGAGAAUUCACAGACACCUUAAGAAGAAUUUUAAAAGAAAAAUACUUAAAAAAAGAAAAAAAAAACACUUGGCGUCAGCAAAAGCCUACCGACACCAGAGAUGGGCAAACUACUCGUCCGAAUACGAAUUUCGAAACUGCUUUUCGUUCUGGUUUAUUGUACGUUAAACGUUCGAAUUAGAGAUCGUAGGAUGAAUUAUAUUUUACGUUAAACGAAUUCCAAAACUGUAACAAUGAUCGAGCAAAAUGUUGCCCACCUCUGACCGACACGAACGAUAUCUACACACCGAUAAAGAAAGAAAUGGGAAAAA
Molecule: messenger RNA, 3049 nt
Organism: Hylaeus anthracinus
Lineage: Eukaryota; Metazoa; Arthropoda; Insecta; Hymenoptera; Colletidae
Gene: CkIIalpha
Product: casein kinase II subunit alpha
Exons: 8
Coding region: 377-1780 (467 amino acids)
Biological process (GO): protein phosphorylation
Cellular component (GO): cytosol; nucleus; protein kinase CK2 complex
Molecular function (GO): protein serine/threonine kinase activity; ATP binding
Source: RefSeq, a predicted model, not a curated record